This is a messenger RNA of Numida meleagris (helmeted guineafowl), 507 nucleotides long. RefSeq names its product NADH:ubiquinone oxidoreductase subunit B6 (gene NDUFB6). The transcript is spliced from 4 exons. The coding region runs from base 34 to 420 and encodes 128 amino acids. Gene Ontology annotation, biological process: mitochondrial ATP synthesis coupled electron transport; mitochondrial electron transport, NADH to ubiquinone. The record is from RefSeq and is a predicted model, not a curated record. Lineage: Eukaryota; Metazoa; Chordata; Aves; Galliformes; Numididae.
CGAGGCCGGGUCGGGGUUGAGGCCGGCGGCACCAUGAGCGGUUACACCGCGGAUGAGAAGCUGCGGCUGCAGCAGCUUCGCGCCCUGCGGCGCCGCUGGCUGCGAGACCAGGAGCUGAGCGAGCGGGAGCCCGUCCUGCCGGAGCGGCGGCUGGGGCCUGUAGCCGCUUUCUGGGAGCGCUUCCUGCAGCCCGGCGGCCUCUGGCGGCAGAAGGUGUUCAGCGCCUACCAGAACACCGGCUUCUUCGUGCUGCGGGUGCUGAUCCCCGCCUGGAUCCUCCACUACUACGUGAAGUACCACGUCUCGAAAAAGCCGUAUGGUAUCACUACGUCGAAUCCAGCGAUAUUCCCAGGGGACAGAAUUUUAGAGACGGGAGAAACUGUUCCACCUCUGGCAGACGAACCCGCUGGGCACCACUGACAGCUGAAAGCCGACUUCCUUCAGCGAAGAAGGCGAGCGCUGCGGCCGCCUGUGUUUUCUCUUCCAUAAAAGAGUCUUUAUUCUGCA